Messenger RNA from Ixodes scapularis (black-legged tick), 2423 nucleotides. Its product is annotated as SWI/SNF-related matrix-associated actin-dependent regulator of chromatin subfamily E member 1. Gene Ontology annotation, molecular function: nuclear receptor binding; nucleosomal DNA binding. The record is from RefSeq and is a predicted model, not a curated record. NCBI's taxonomy places the organism in Eukaryota, Metazoa, Arthropoda, Arachnida, Ixodida, Ixodidae. Gene Ontology annotation, cellular component: SWI/SNF complex. Bases 453 to 1874 code for a protein of 473 amino acids. Gene Ontology annotation, biological process: negative regulation of DNA-templated transcription. The transcript is spliced from 13 exons.
CAUUGUACGACGACUGGCGUGGCCAGCGUGGGGCGCGGGCCGCGCCCCGAGCCUCACGCAGCAGCAGCGAGGCGAGCCGCAAGGCCAGUGGAGCGUCUCUGUGGCUGCUGUGGGGCUGUGGUCCUGUGGUGCCGGGCGGUGCCGGGGUGCCGGUGGCAGCGCCGGCAGCGCGCCGUAGCAGCAGGCAGCAGUAGUGGCAGUAGCAGCGCGCAGAAGCAAGAGAUCCGCGCAUGCGCAGAGAGCCCAUGUUUUUUUUCUUAUUCUCUCGCUUGCUGUUUUCCUCUUUCUCUGGUGCUCUCCCCCACCCACCCCUACGGCCUAGGUUCACGGGAAUGUCGUGCGCGGCACGAGCGUACUCGCGCUUUUUAAAAUUUCACCCAUGAUUGCGGUCUUCUGAAGGUUUUCAAUGUCCAGAUUCAUGUUUUAGCGGCGAGGCAUCACGCUUUUACGUCAUGGCCCUGCCGCCAAACUACCGGCAGCCCCAGAUCGCAGCGUCUACUCCGCCCGUGCCCCAACGACCACGAACGCAAGGGGCGACUUCCAACUCCAACUCUCCUAUGCCUUCUUCGGCUAACAGCAGCCCCUUUGUGCCGUCACCCCACGGGCAUCCCUCCUUCAACCCUCUGAAACUGGGCUCUCGCGGCGUCGGGGGGGCCGACAGUCGUGUACCAAAACCCCCUAAGCCCCCCGAUAAGCCUCUGAUGCCAUACAUGAGGUACAGUAGAAAGGUGUGGGAUCAGGUGAAGGCCACAAACCCAGACCUGAAGUUGUGGGAAAUCGGCAAAAUAAUCGGUCAGAUGUGGAGGGAAUUGCCGGACGAGGCAAAGCAGGAGUACAUCGAUGAUUACGAGACGGAGAAGAUGGAAUACAAUGAAGCCUUGAAGUCAUAUCACAGUUCUCCUGCAUACCAAGCCUGGGUGGCCGCUAAAGUCAGAGCUCAACAAGCUGCAGAGGAAAGGGAAGCCCUCGAGCGCAGUCCGUCAGUCGUGAGUUCGUCUCUUAUGGCUUCCCAGAAAACGGACGGCAAGGUCAGCAUACAGCCAGCCGAAGAUGAGGAUGGGAUGGGCUCUGGCUCACUGAGCAAUAGCAUUUACCUUUUGGAGGUCAAAGGGUUGAGUGACAUAGACGAGUUUUCGGUGAAGCACAUAGCAGCUUCUCGCUACAUGCGGAAUCACAGGUUGAUCAACGAAAUCUUCAGCGACGCCGUAGUUCCGGACGUGAGGUCUGUGGUCACGACAGCUCGCAUGAGCGUCCUCAAGCGACAAGUGCAGUCCCUCACCAUGCACCAGGAGAAGUUGGAAGCAGAGUUACAACAGAUCGAAGAAAAGUUUGAGGCCAAAAAACGCAAGUUUCUUGAAGCAAGCGAGCUGUUCCAGGCAGAUUUGAAAAAGAGGUGCGGCAAGACGGUGGACUCUGAGACGUACCAGAAGAUGGUGGAGCGUGCCCUGGAGCAGAUGAAGAAAGACGCCCAGGCCAAAGAGGAGCAGAGAGACAAGCAGAAGGCGGAGGAGGGGGCGGAGGAGGACGGUGGCGCCUGCAAGGAGGCCACCCCGGCAGAAGAGUCCCCCCAGGGAAUGCCCGUGGCCCCGGGCAAGGAACCCGGAGAGGAGGAAGAGGAGGAGGAGGAGGAGGAGGAAGGGCAAGGCAACGAGGAGGAGGCGGGGGACGCAGCGCAUACGCCUAUGGAAUGCGAGGACACUGCGGAGAGCCAGGACUCCCAAGUCAGUCAGGAGCGGAGCGACGGGGCCUUCUCGGACCAGGAGAGCAAGGAGCCCAGGGGCAUCGAGGGUGGCAGUAGCAACGACGACACCAGCCAGAACGACGGCGGUCGGAUAGCGUCUCUUGCACAGUCCGAAAUGCCGGGCUCUAACUAGGGGCGGGUUGCUCUCCCCGAGCCUCUUGUUUUGCCAUACCUUUUUACGGAUGACGGGAAUAAUCCACACAGGAAACAGGAGCUGCAGCUUGUCGACGCGGCCAAAGAAGUACUAGAAUGCUUCCCGCCCGACUUUACGAGACGAGCGUUUAGGGAACGUACCAGUAAACUCAGCCUUACCAAGUAGAGUCCGGGAACUAGAUAUCGACAGAGGCGGCUUAAGGUUUUCGGUCUGUUUUAUCACCCAUCGGGCCAAUUUGAAACGUGACAUAUUAAAAACGUUGCAAAUAGGAACUAGUGGCGACAAACGCUUUUUAUAUUCAAUGCCGGUUCUCACGUCGCAACAGCUAAGUCCUGCGGCGAGAGGACCAAAGCACAUAGAUAGCAUUCGGUCGAAGAAAGGUGUAGAUAACGUCAUGCCAGGUUUUGCGGAGUUAUAUUUGUCAUUUUGGUUGACUUGAGCAUCUGAAAUGAUGCAAUUUUAUCUUGGAGCAUUUUUUGUAUGUCACUGCUGUACACAUUUUAAAUAUAAAACUUUCUUAAAGCCAUA